AGCUCAACCCCCAGCACAGCAGCAUCCACCAUGUCCGUCUGCUCCAGCGACCUGAGCUACAGCAGCCGCGUCUGCCUUCCUGGUUCCUGUGACUCUUGCUCCGACUCCUGGCAGGUGGACGACUGCCCAGAGAGCUGCUGCGAGCCCCCCUGCUGCGCCCCCAGCUGCUGCGCCCCGGCCCCCUGCCUGAGCCUGGUCUGCACCCCAGUGAGCCGUGUGUCCAGCCCCUGCUGCCCAGUGACCUGUGAGCCCAGCCCCUGCCAAUCAGGCUGCACCAGCUCCUGCACGCCCUCGUGCUGCCAGCAGUCUAGCUGCCAGCUGGCUUGCUGUGCCUCCUCCCCCUGCCAGCAGGCCUGCUGCGUGCCCGUCUGCUGCAAGACUGUCUGCUGCAAGCCUGUGUGCUGUGUGCCCGUCUGCUGUGGGGAUUCUUCAUGCUGCCAGCAGUCUAGCUGCCAGUCAGCUUGCUGCACCUCCUCCCCCUGCCAGCAGGCCUGCUGUGUGCCCAUCUGCUGCAAGCCUGUCUGCUCUGGGAUUUCCUCUUCGUGCUGCCAGCAGUCUAGCUGUGUGAGCUGUGUGUCCAGCCCCUGCUGCCAGGCGGUCUGUGAGCCCAGCCCCUGCCAAUCAGGCUGCAUCAGCUCCUGCACGCCCUCGUGCUGCCAGCAGUCUAGCUGCCAGCCGGCUUGCUGCACCUCCUCCUCCUGCCAGCAGGCCUGCUGCGUGCCCGUCUGCUGCAAGACUGUCUGCUGCAAGCCUGUGUGCUCUGAGGAUUCCUCUUCAUGCUGCCAGCAGUCUAGCUGCCAGCCGGCUUGCUGCACCUCCUCUCCCUGCCAGCAGGCUUGCUGUGUGCCUGUCUGCUGCAAGCCUGUGUGCUGCAAGCCUGUCUGCUCUGUGCCCAUCUGCUCUGGGGCUUCCUCUCUGUGCUGCCAGCAGUCUAGCUGCCAGCCAGCUUGCUGCACCUCCUCCCAAAGCCAGCAGGGCUGCUGCGUGCCCGUCUGCUGCAAGCCUGUGAGCUGUGUGCCUGUUUGCUCUGGGGCUUCCUCUUCAUGCUGCCAGCAAUCUAGCUGCCAGCCAGCUUGCUGCACCACCUCCUGCUGCAGACCCUCCUCCUCCGUGUCCCUCCUCUGCCGCCCCGUGUGCAGGCCCGCCUGCUGCGUGCCCGUCCCUUCCUGCUGUGCUCCCACCUCCUCCUGCCAACCCAGCUGCUGCCGCCCAGCCUCCUGCGUGUCCCUCCUCUGACGCCCCGUGUGCUCCCGCCCAGCCUGCUGAGGCCUCCGCUCAGGUCAGAAGCCCAGCUGCUGAUGGACACGCCCCCCAGUGCCAGCCAGGCUCAGGUCCCACCUGAAAGCUGAUAGUCGCGUCCUGAAUUGCUCCUGCACUUUGACCAUUUCCUGGUGUCUGCUGUUGAGCUGGACAAUGGAAGAACUGAAAGUCUAUACUCAAUGCUGCAGCCCUCUUGCGGGGGGAGGGGGGCGCUUCUAGAAAGUUCCCAUGGCAGUGGCCUCCCCUCCAUAUCUCCCACCUCUCAUGAGGGUCAGUUCAGCCUUGACCCGUGAGGUCUCUGUCCUCCUGGCUCAGAGCCGCAGAGCCUUCUUUGGACGCCCUCAAGCUGACCAAUAAAGGCCCUGAGACUGCAAUGGCGCUGA
Molecule: messenger RNA, 1643 nt
Organism: Homo sapiens (human)
Lineage: Eukaryota; Metazoa; Chordata; Mammalia; Primates; Hominidae
Gene: KRTAP10-4
Product: keratin associated protein 10-4
Exons: 1
Coding region: 31-1236 (401 amino acids)
Cellular component (GO): cytosol; keratin filament
Source: RefSeq, marked reviewed